AUGUCCAUACCAGGUGGGAGCUUUCAGAAGGGUUCUCAAGAGUGUGCCAACCGGCUUGCCUGCAUGGCCAUAUCUUAUCCUGAUGAAAUUGGACCAAAGCACUGGCCCAGCUCUCGUUUUGCCCACGUGAUGAAACUACGACAGGCAGCCCUUCGAACUGCGAGGGAAAAAUGGUCAGACUACAUUCUGUUCAUAGAUGUUGACAACUUCCUGACUAAUCCACAGACCCUCAAUCUAAUGAUUGCAGAAAACAAGACCAUUGUGGCCCCAAUGCUGGAGUCUCGAGGCCUGUACUCUAAUUUCUGGUGCGGAAUUACACCUCAGGGCUUCUAUAAACGGACACCAGACUACCUUCAGAUUAGAGAAUGGAAGAGGAUAGGCUGCUUUCCUGUCCCCAUGGUCCACUCCACAUUCCUAAUUGACCUCAGGAAGGAAGCCUCUGACAAGCUGAUGUUCUACCCCCCGCACCAGGACUACACCUGGACCUUUGAUGACAUCAUUGUCUUUGCCUUCUCCAGCAGGCAAGCAGGCAUCCAGAUGUACCUCUGCAACAGAGAACACUAUGGCUACCUGCCCAUCCCCUUGAAGCCCCAGCAGACCCUGGAGGAGGACAUCGAGAACCUCAUCCAUGUGCAGAUAGAAGCAAUGAUUGACGGUCCUCCAAUGGAACCUUCCCAGUUUGUCUCAGUUGUCCCUAAAUAUCCAGACAAGAUGGGAUUUGAUGAGAUUUUCAUGAUAAACCUCAAGCGCAGAAAGGACAGACGGGACCGGAUGUUACGCACCCUGUACGAGCAGGAGAUUGAGGUCAAGAUUGUCGAGGCUGUGGAUGGAAAGGCACUCAACACAAGCCAGCUGAAGGCCCUGAAUAUUGAAAUGCUGCCUGGGUAUCGAGAUCCCUACUCCUCCAGGCCUCUAACCAGAGGUGAAAUCGGCUGCUUUCUUAGUCACCACUCUGUCUGGAAAGAGGUAAUUGACCGAGAGCUGGAGAAGACUCUUGUUAUUGAGGAUGAUGUGCGUUUUGAACAUCAGUUUAAGAAGAAGUUGAUGAAGCUGAUGGAUGACAUUGACCGGGCUCAGCUGGAUUGGGAACUGAUUUAUAUUGGUAGGAAGAGGAUGCAAGUAAAAGAACCAGAGAAAGCAGUGCCCAAUGUGCUAAAUCUGGUUGAAGCUGACUAUUCCUACUGGACGCUGGGCUACGUCAUCUCUCUGGAGGGAGCACAGAAGCUGGUUGGAGCCAAUCCCUUUGGGAAGAUGCUGCCAGUGGACGAGUUUCUGCCCAUCAUGUACAACAAACAUCCUGUAGCUGAGUACAAGGAGCAUUACGAAUCCAGGGACUUGAAAGCCUUCUCUGCAGAACCCUUGCUUAUCUACCCCACACACUACACAGGCCAGCCCGGGUAUCUGAGUGACACGGAGACCUCGACCAUUUGGGACAAUGAGACAGUGGCCACUGACUGGGACAGGACACAUUCCUGGAAGUCCCGGAAGCAAGGUCGCAUCCACCGCAAUGCCAAGAACACAGAAGCCCUGCCGCCGCCAACCUCCGUAGACGCCGUGCCUUCGAGGGAUGAGCUAUGAAGGCUUGACAGGGGGUCAUCAUCCUUUGGUUUUUCUAAUGGGCUAUUCAUCUGUUUGUUCUGGUUUAUUUUUGUGGUCACAGUCAUCCAACCAAAGUGGUCUAAUGCGAUUGAUCAAAGUUAAUAUAUUCUUGAGAGGGGCGGAGAAUAGGGAAACUAAACCCACGUUUUCUGGGAUGGCUAGAAGAUAGGCUUUAUGGCAACCAUUAUGAUAAGCUCCAAUCCAGACACCUAGUCCUGCAUCUCAUUACUCGGAUGAUACUAGUUCCCACAUGAAGGUUGAAUAAUAUGGUUCAGAGUCUCUUCUAAGAGAUAGGUGAUCAGCAUGCUGUCACAUCAAUAAAUGCGUCCGCAAGAUAGCCAUGCCAGCUGACCACAUCUAUUGGUCUAGUGGGCCUAUUUUAU
Ceratotherium simum simum (southern white rhinoceros) is the source of this 1982-nucleotide messenger RNA. The record is from RefSeq and is a predicted model, not a curated record. NCBI's taxonomy places the organism in Eukaryota, Metazoa, Chordata, Mammalia, Perissodactyla, Rhinocerotidae.